AUGGCAUCAUUUGGCACGACCCAGAAAUGCAAUGCAUGCGACAAGACCGUGCAUUUUGUUGAGAUGAUGUCUGCCGAUGGCGUUCCUUAUCACAAGACUUGCUUUAGAUGCAGCCAUUGCAAUGGUCGCCUCGCGUUGAGCAAUUACUCAGCCUUGGAAGGAAAACUCUAUUGCAAGCCUCACUUUGAGCAACUCUUUAAGGAAACAGGCAGCUUUACCUCGAAAAAGAUUCAAUCUACUGGGAAGCAAGGUGAUCAGAGUAAGGCUUCAAGCAAGGUGUCGAGCCUUUUCUCUGGCACACAAGAGAAAUGUCAGGUCUGCAAGAAGACUGUCUACCCUCUUGAAAAGGUGACAGUGGAGGGAGAAUUCUACCACAAGACGUGCUUCCGGUGCGCCCACGGCGGCUGCCACCUGACGCCGUCGACGUACGCGGCGCUGGACGGAAUCCUCUACUGCAAACCGCACUUCGCGCAGCUUUUCAAGGAGAAAGGUAGCUACACUCACCUCACGGAAACCACCAAUCAGAAGAAAAACGCCGACGCCACCGCCACUGCAGCUGCCGACGAGGAGGAGACGGCGGAGCCGUCGGAGCCGGCGAAUAAUGACGAGUAG
Andrographis paniculata is the source of this 612-nucleotide messenger RNA. RefSeq names its product LIM domain-containing protein WLIM2b-like. Gene Ontology annotation, biological process: actin filament bundle assembly. Gene Ontology annotation, molecular function: actin filament binding. The transcript has 5 exons. Lineage: Eukaryota; Viridiplantae; Streptophyta; Magnoliopsida; Lamiales; Acanthaceae. Bases 1 to 612 code for a protein of 203 amino acids. The record is from RefSeq and is a predicted model, not a curated record. Gene Ontology annotation, cellular component: actin cytoskeleton; plasma membrane.